AUGUCGAGCAUAGCUUCCACUUCAUUGCGGCAGGCCUCGCGCCUAUGCAAGAAGCAAUCAGCUUUAACAUCUGGGCUCUUGAGGGGUUCAGCUGGCAUUUCUUCGCACAAGAAUCUCAGGCAUGUGUCGACAACCUCGAAAGACAGUGCCCAAGUCAGCGUCAACACUGCUAUUCGAGCAGAUCAGAAGGCUUUCUUUGCAGAGACAGGAAAGCUUCCAGAAAACCAGAUUGUUCCAGGCACGGCAGUAAACGCAGAUGCAAUGAUGAGUCCCAUAGCAGGUAUCCUGAAGCAAGCUACGGUUAUGGAUGAAGGCCAACGACCCAUAUACCUUGAUAUGCAAGCUACCACACCUCUGGAUCCUCGUGUACUUGAUGCAAUGCUUCCGUUCUACGCCGGACUUUAUGGAAACCCCCACUCGAGAACGCACGCUUAUGGAUGGGAAACCGACAAAGCCGUUGAACAGGCUCGAGAGCAUGUAGCAAAUCUUAUUGGCGCCGACCCAAAGGAAAUCAUCUUUACCAGUGGCGCCACCGAGAGCAAUAAUAUGAGCAUCAAAGGUGUUGCACGAUUCUUUGGCAGAGGUGGAAAGAAGAAGAAGCACAUCAUCACAUCUCAGACUGAACACAAAUGUGUUUUGGACAGUUGCCGUCAUUUGGAGACUGAAGGAUUUGAUGUUACCUACCUUCCAGUGGCAUCCAGUGGUCUGAUUGAUCUUGCGGAGCUUGAGAAGGCCAUCCGACCAGAUACCGCGAUUGUCAGCAUCAUGUCGGUCAACAACGAGAUCGGUGUGAUUCAACCGUUAGAAGAAAUAGGAAAGCUCUGCAGAGCGAACAAGGUCUUCUUCCACACCGACGGCGCUCAAGCAGUCGGCAAGAUCCCGAUGGAUGUCAACAAGAUGAACAUUGACCUAAUGUCCAUAUCUUCGCACAAAAUUUACGGACCUAAGGGAAUGGGUGCAUGCUAUGUCCGAAGACGGCCUCGUGUAAGGAUCGAUCCGAUCAUUAGUGGAGGUGGUCAAGAGAGAGGUUUACGAAGUGGCACAUUGGCUCCUGCCUUAGUCGUGGGAUUUGGAGAGGCUUGCCGUAUUGCGAAGGAGGAGAUGUCUUAUGACUCUAAACGAGUAAAGAUGCUCUCGGACAAGUUGCUUAAAGGCCUACUGUCACUCGAGCACACUUCCCAAAACGGCGAUCCAGAGCGGUUCUAUCCUGGCUGCGUCAACGUAUCCUUCUCCUACGUCGAGGGCGAGUCUCUUCUGAUGGCUCUGAAGGAUAUUGCUCUCUCAUCGGGCAGUGCUUGCACUUCAGCAUCCUUGGAACCUAGCUAUGUUUUACGUGCACUGGGCAGCAGUGACGAGAAUGCACACAGCAGUAUCAGAUUUGGUAUUGGACGAUUUACGACCGAGAGUGAGAUUGAUUACGUGUUGAAGGCGGUCAAGGAGCGGGUGACUUUCUUGAGAGAGCUGAGCCCGCUUUGGGAGCUUGUACAAGAUGGCAUUCCGCUGGAUAGCAUUGAGUGGAGCCAACAUUAA
This is a messenger RNA of Cadophora gregata, 1530 nucleotides long. It is a transcript of the gene NFS1, whose product is annotated as cysteine desulfurase. The record is from RefSeq and is a predicted model, not a curated record. The transcript has 3 exons. Gene Ontology annotation, cellular component: nucleus; mitochondrion; cytosol. The coding region runs from base 1 to 1530 and encodes 509 amino acids. Gene Ontology annotation, biological process: [2Fe-2S] cluster assembly. Lineage: Eukaryota; Fungi; Ascomycota; Leotiomycetes; Helotiales; Ploettnerulaceae. Gene Ontology annotation, molecular function: pyridoxal phosphate binding; cysteine desulfurase activity.